AAAGCCACAUAAAUGAAGGUCUAGGUAUGGGGGAAAUCGCCCCCUUUCAGCGCCAAAACAAAAUAAUUCACCACACUUUUUCUUCACUUUAUCUCUCUUCUUCACUCCACAUAAUCGUUAAUCAAUCCUCCCUUCCUUCUCAUUCGCUUUAAUCCUGCCAGAUUAAUUUUCCCGUUAUUAUUAACAAUUCAAAAUUAAUUAAUCUCAUGGAUUAUCUCCUAAUCACAUAUUUAUUAUCGCUUCAUCGUCACUAAUACCUCGCCAUUUUUUUUGAAAAAAUUCUCUGCACAGAGAAAAAAAUUCUCCAUGGGGAGUGGCAAGCAGAGAUGGAGGAUUUCCUUCCAUAGAUCGUCGUCGUCGCCGCCGUCGAAUUUACUGUUACUGAAAAAGCAGCUUCCUUCUGCUCCGGUCGAAUUUCUAUGCCCAAUUUCGGGCUCGAUCAUGGCGGAUCCGGUCAUAGUCUCCUCCGGCCACACCUUCGAACGCAACUCCGUCCACGCCUGCGUUUCUCUCUCUUACAACCCCACUCUCCACGACGGCGCCGCCGCGGAUUUCUCCACCGUCAUCCCCAAUCUCGCCCUAAAGUCCACCAUCCUCAACUGGUGCCGCCACCACAACCUCGAUCCCCCAAAACCCAUCGACUUCUACUCCGCCGAGAAAAUCGUCCGUCAAAUUGCCCCCGAGUUGCCCGCGAUCAAUCGGAGCGAGUUGACUCGGACACCGAGUGAAGUCUCCGUCACCAGCUCAGAAGAUUCCGUUACGCCACGUCACGGAUCCAACACGCCUCUCCCGUUAACAACCAGACCUUCGUGCUACUCGUCUUCUUCCUCCUCCUGUGAAAUCGAGAUCCCGAGCUCGAUUUUAUCGGAAGAAGAAGAAGAGCUCUUCGUCAAACUGAAAAGCUCUCAAAUCCACGAGAUUGAGGAGGCGCUGAUUUCCCUCCGGAAACUCACACGAACCAGGGAGGAGACACGUGUCCGUCUCUGCACUCCCCGGCUGCUCUCCGCCAUGAAAUCCCUAAUCACCUCUAGAUACUCAACCCUUCAAGUGAACGCCGCCGCGGCGUUGGUGAACCUGUCUCUGGAGAAACACAACAAGGUGAAGAUCGUACGGUCGGGGAUAGUUCCGCCGCUGAUCGACGUUCUGAGGGGCGGAUUCUCCGAGUCGCAGGACCACGCAGCCGGUGCGCUCUUCAGUCUAUCCCUCGACGAUCAGAACAAGACCGCCAUCGGAGUUCUAGGCGCGUUGCCUCCACUCCUCCACGCGCUGCGCUCCGAUUCGGAGCGGACGAGGCACGAUUCCGCUCUAGCCUUAUACCAUCUCUCCUUAGUGCAGAGCAACCGUGUCAAAAUGAUCAAACUCGGCGCGGUACAGACAUUGCUCGGCAUGGUUAAAUCGGGUCAUAUGUUGAGUCGGGUCAUGUUGAUAAUGUGUAAUUUGGCAGCAAGCGUUGAGGGAAGGGCCGCGAUGCUGGACGCAGGCGCGGUUGAGUGUUUCCUGAGGUUGCUGAGUCAGGGUGAGUUCGACUCAGCAGCGACUCGGGAGAGCUGCGUGGCGGCGAUAUAUGGGCUGAGUUGCGGCGGAUUGAGGUUCAAGGGGCUGGCGAAAGAGGCCGGGGCGGAGGAGGUGCUGAAUAAUCUAGAGAAAACGGGUAGCGAACAUUUGAAAGAGAAGGUGAAGAUGGUGUUGGAAGUGUUGAGAGAGAAGCACGAGGAAGAAGAAGAGAUUAAUUGGGAGGAAUUGCUGAGUUUAGACGACGAUGAUGAUGGUUCGAGUAGGAGUCGAACUCGAGUGAGUUGAGUGGUUCUUUCGAAUCGAAUUUCGUUUUGUUGGUUAAGUGAGUUUAUCUGGUAAUGAUGUGUGUGCUUGAUUUGUGGUUCCUCAUUAACAAUUGGGGAAGUUGUAAGUAACAAAAUUGUGGUUAGUUUGGAUUUUUAUUAGAUUAUUUGAGGCUGAUUUACAUAUGUUUUUCCUAAUUCUUUCAUGUUUGCUCAAGCUUUGGAAGGUUUUUGGCCAAUAAUAGAGAAUAGAAUGUAAAUAUUUGUUA
Molecule: messenger RNA, 2047 nt
Organism: Erythranthe guttata (spotted monkey flower)
Lineage: Eukaryota; Viridiplantae; Streptophyta; Magnoliopsida; Lamiales; Phrymaceae
Product: RING/U-box superfamily protein with ARM repeat domain-containing protein
Biological process (GO): protein ubiquitination
Molecular function (GO): protein binding; ubiquitin-protein transferase activity
Source: RefSeq, a predicted model, not a curated record